Molecule: messenger RNA, 1257 nt
Organism: Eutrema salsugineum
Lineage: Eukaryota; Viridiplantae; Streptophyta; Magnoliopsida; Brassicales; Brassicaceae
Exons: 4
Coding region: 237-1004 (255 amino acids)
Source: RefSeq, a predicted model, not a curated record
UCCUUUACUCGCUUCGGUUCUCUGUCCCACCAUUCUCUCUUUCUCUGUCUGUAUAUCUAAUCCGAUCGAGUAACCUUCGUCACAUUAGAGGCUCCUCUGUCCCACCAUGAGCUCCGUUACCGAGAUCCUUCUUCUUCACCAAUAGAUUCACGUAGAAGAUCUUUCUUCUUUACUACCCAAUCGUCCGUUUUUGAAGACACUGGAAAUUCAAUUUUCUCUAUUUACUUUUCGCCGGCAUGAGCUCCGUUACCGAGAUCGUGUAUGAGCAGCAAGUGGUCGACGGUAUUGAGGAUAUGGCUCUUCAAGAUCAGGACAAAAAGAAGAUCCAGGAAGAGAUGCAUGAGCCCAGUUUCGGGAAUCAUGGUGGCUGCUGUGCAAUAUGCUUGAAUGAAAUUCCUCUUCAAGAAACUGCUAUGGUGAAAGGCUGUGAACAUACUUACUGUGUGACAUGCAUACUUCGUUGGGCGAGUUACAAAGAGAGUCCUACAUGCCCGCAAUGUAAGCAUCCAUUUGAUUUUCUCAGUGUCCACCGUGCUCUUGAUGGCAGCAUUGAAGAUUUUUUGUUUGAGGAGAGUGUGUGCCUUCUCCUGAGAGCCUCAUGGUUUAUACCACUGGAUGUGGUGGAACAUGCAUCAUACAGCUAUGGUUACCACGAUGAUUUUGACAUUCCUUGUGAAUACGAGGAUGAAGAUGAUGACCUUGACGAGUUUUAUCUGCAUGGGUCAAGUCUUCGCUUAGGAAAUCGGAGAUGGGGUGACAAUGGUUUUGUGAGAUCCGGGCGUCAAGAAGCCAGGCCAGUCCAGAAAUACAAUGGUUCUGGUUCUAGCUCCAGUACCAGUUCUGGGUCAUCCUCAUGUGAGCCUAAAGAAAAGCAGGUGAAGACUACAAACACAACAGGAAGGCGUGCAAAGAGGGCAAUGAAGCGGGAAGCUGCUAACAAAGCAGCGGAAGUAGCUUCAGCAGCAAAGCACGAAGCCCAUUUGGUUAGGUUGGGAAGGAAGUGAGGUGUGUGUGUGGAUGGAUGCGCUUCUCUGUAAGUAAAUCGCGCUCUAAAACAAAAAUCCCACCCUCUUCCAUUACUUAGUACCAUCUGUACAGACAACUAGUUUUCAAUGUUGUUGUGUUGAAUCCACGUCACACCACUGUAUAAGGUGUGAGGUUGGAAAUGGUAGAAGAAACAGAAAAAAGUUGUGACCUUUGUUGUCUCAUACAAUUCUUCAACAACCAUUGUAAUAAUUUUAUUUACCGUUGAUUAAA